Molecule: messenger RNA, 1110 nt
Organism: Sciurus carolinensis (gray squirrel)
Lineage: Eukaryota; Metazoa; Chordata; Mammalia; Rodentia; Sciuridae
Product: centromere protein V-like protein 3
Molecular function (GO): carbon-sulfur lyase activity
Source: RefSeq, a predicted model, not a curated record
AUGCAGCCUGCCUGGCUUCAUGUCUGGAGACGCAGGGUACGGGAUGGUGUUGGACUGGUUGUGUUCCUUCCUGGAGGCUCUGGGAAAGAAGCCCUACUAGACUCGUCGACAUCUUUAGCUGAAUUCAAGUCGCUGCAGCUGGAGGACCGAGGCCCCCAUGCUCUAGCAGGCUGGCAACUGCUCUGUGACCUUACUUACACCUGCGACAUCCUGUUUUCCAUAAGUAAUGUCUUCACAGGUCUGCAGGCGCCAUGGGCAGAGCAAGGCACAGUAGCCAGCGCUCAGCGGCGGAGGCGAGAGCGGCCCGGGGAUCCUCCUGCCGCCUGCAGCCAUCGCCUCAUGGGCGCCAACCGCGCGAGGUGCCCACCCUGUCCAAGUCGGGGUCGGGAGCAAAGCGGCGGGCAGGGAACGGGCGGCGGCCAAGCGGCGGCGGGAAAGGCGCGGCGUAAGCGCUGGUGGCGGCGGGUCCGGGAGGCGGGCGCCAAGGAUCUGUUGCUCCCGCCGCCGCCGCCGCGGAACCGGCGGGCGUCCGCGCCCACCCCACCGGCACCCGCCACGUCCCCGGGUGAGCUGGACCUGGGCGCGCAGCGAGAGCGCUGGGAGACGUUCCGCAAGCUGCGGGGCCUCAGCUGCGAGGGUGCCGCCAAGUUCCUGCUGGACACCUUCGAGUACCCGGGCAUGGUGUACCACACCGGGGGCUGCCACUGCGGUGCCAUCCGCUUUGCGGCCUGGGCCCCCGCCGAUCUGCGCGUGGUGGAGUGCAGCUGCAGGCUGUGCAAGAAGAAGCAGCACCGCCACUUCCUCGUCCCGGCCGCGCGCUUCACGCUGCUGCAGGGCGCCGAGAGCAUGGUCACCUACCCGUCCAACACGCACCCGGCGCUGCACAGCUUCUGCAGCAGGUGUGGGGUGCAGAGCUUCCACGCCGCGGAGUCCGAUCCCCGCGUGUACGGCGUCGCCCCGCACUGCCUGGACGCGGGCACGGUGCGCAGCAUGGUCAUCGAGGAGGUCGACGGUGGCGCUUGGGCGCAGGAGGCCACCGAGGAGAACGACGCCAUGCAGAACGCGCCCAGCGAGGCGGCCCCUGCCUGUCCUGGCCAAGAGGAGCAGUGA